AUGACAUCCACGACUCUCAUUACACCUUCAUCUCUUCCAUCUACCUCUUUGUUCGCCAGACCAGACACUUCUAUCUGUACUCAUCUCUCGUCACUCCUGACUUCACCUUCAUUAUUAUCCCAAUUGACUCAAUCAUCGCAAGAUGGAUCUUCAGCCAGCGUUCCUCCCCCGGCGGUCAGCACGAAGAAGAUAGAGGUGGAAAAGCGAUUCACAGAGGCAGUCAGGUGGGGAGCUGUAGCUGAAGGUGUGAAACGACGAAAGACCUCACCACCUGAAUGCCACACUUGCUCGACGACGCUCACUAGGCCCUGGGCGUGUUUGACCUGCCCAUACAUUGGCUGUUUAUCCUUCACUGGGGUAUCAUCUUCAUCAAACUCAAAGGACUGUCUGCGUUCACAUUGGCAGAGCAGUAACGGUGAAUGUAUCUUUGCUGUGGAUCCCUCUUCCGGUGCUAUCUAUUGUUCAUCAUGUUCCGAUACGAUCUACCCCGAUCAAUUCGAAUCUAUAUUUCGUAUUGUUCGAAUAAGGAUGGAAGAGACACAUGAUAAAUCCCGAGAACCAGGUCUGGUAGGUGGCGGAAGAGGCAGAGGUAGAGGUCCUUGGAAAGCUUGGAACCCAAGUAAUAUGGUCAAGAUCGAAGAGACUGAAGUGAGCAAAAGCUCUUGUAGAGGUCUGCGACCAUUGUUGAAUCUUUCACAAACGUGUUUCUUAUCCGCUAUAUUACAAUCCCUGAUCCACAAUCCAUUGCUCAAAGCUUAUUUCUUAUCGGAUAAACAUAAUCGGCAUGUAUGUCCAAAUGGAUCCAAGGGAUUGAGUGUGGGAAAACCUUUUUUGGGAGCAGAAGCUCCUAAUGGUGCACCGGGAAUGGAAAGAGAAAAAGGAUGCAUGUGUUGUGAGAUGGACCGUGCUUUCGAAGAGUUCUACAAUGAGGACAAAUCCCCUUUUGGACCUAUAACUAUGCUAUAUGCUAUGUGGCACGCUAGCGCAGAGCUAGAAGGGUAUGGCCAACAAGACGCCCAUUCAUUCUUCCUCGCUGCAUUGGACCAGAUCCACGCACACGCAAAAGGCCAAUUGUCAAGUUGUAAUUGUAUAGCACAUCAAACGUUUGCAGGAUCACUACUUUCUUCGGUAACAUGCUCUUCGUGUUCUUCAACUUCAUCAACUAUCGAUCCCAUACUAGAUAUUCAACUAGAUUUCCCAUAUUCACUAUUGGCAGGUACUUCGACUGCGACCAUUACUUCCACAACAUCCACUUCUUCUUCUGAAGGUAUAGGUGGAGGAUCAACAUCUAUCGGAAAUGGCAACGGAAACGGAAAUGGCAGUUCCCAAUUGACUUUAGCUGGAAUGUUGAGAAGGUUUUGCGCGUCAGAAACCAUAGGUGGUGCGGAUACUGGUGGAAAAGGUUAUGAAUGUUCGAAAUGUGGUGGCGGACCAAAUACGUUUGCAACUAAAAAUUUGACUAUAAAGAAAUUAGCACCUGUCUUAUCUUUCCAAUUAAAACGAUUCGCUCAUAUGACUACCACAUCAUCUAAGAUCGAAACGAGAGUUAGAUUCCCUUCGACAUUGGAUAUGCGACCAUAUGUAGAUUCUCCUUCAGCAGACGAAGCGUCAUCAUCGAAAGAAGAUGGGAAUGAGGAACAUCCAGCUCCAAUCUCCGAUCCAAAUUUGAAACAAGAUAUAUUACCUGAUUCCUUAUUCAUUUACGAUCUAUUCGCGGUCGUCACUCACGAAGGCAAAUUAGAUAAUGGACAUUAUUGGGCCGAUGUUAGAGAAGGUGAAGAAUGGUGGCAUUGUGAUGACGAUAAAGUCACUCCAACAACCUUAUCAGCUGUUCUAAGCCAAAAAGCCUACAUGUUAUUCUACGUUAAAAGAUCAUUGGCAUACGCCCAACCAAUGUCAAAAUUACUUUCGACCACUACUUCUUCCUCCAACAACAAUUCAAACUCCAACUCCAACUCCAACUCCAACUCCAACUCCAACUCAAAUCCUUCCAAUGGAGUUUAA
Molecule: messenger RNA, 2004 nt
Organism: Kwoniella shivajii
Lineage: Eukaryota; Fungi; Basidiomycota; Tremellomycetes; Tremellales; Cryptococcaceae
Exons: 10
Coding region: 1-2004 (667 amino acids)
Biological process (GO): protein deubiquitination
Molecular function (GO): zinc ion binding; cysteine-type deubiquitinase activity
Source: RefSeq, a predicted model, not a curated record